Messenger RNA from Teleopsis dalmanni, 2379 nucleotides. RefSeq names its product carbon catabolite-derepressing protein kinase (gene Nuak1). Gene Ontology annotation, biological process: intracellular signal transduction; protein phosphorylation; microtubule cytoskeleton organization. Bases 28 to 2379 code for a protein of 783 amino acids. NCBI's taxonomy places the organism in Eukaryota, Metazoa, Arthropoda, Insecta, Diptera, Diopsidae. The record is from RefSeq and is a predicted model, not a curated record. Gene Ontology annotation, cellular component: cytoplasm. The transcript has 6 exons. Gene Ontology annotation, molecular function: tau-protein kinase activity; protein serine/threonine kinase activity; ATP binding.
GUAAAAUUUACAUAUACAAUUUGAGAAAUGGCAAUCGGAAAUCCAGAAGCUGACGUUGGUAAUGUGGAUGCCGCUGCUGCUCAUUUGGCGGCACAUCCAUCAGGUAUACCACAGGAUCAAAUAGAUAAUAUAAUGAGCGGCAUUGCGAAUACGGGCGAUGUUAAAAUGAACAAUCACAGAAAAAAACUUAGACAGAGAUUUGAUAUUAUAAAGAAAUUGGGGCAGGGUACAUACGGUAAGGUGCAAUUAGGUAUUAAUAAAGAAACUGGUCAAGAGGUUGCUAUUAAGACAAUAAAAAAAUGUAAAAUUGAAGCAGAAGCAGAUUUAGUUCGCAUACGACGGGAGGUGCAAAUUAUGAGCUCAGUGCAGCAUCCAAAUAUUAUUCACAUAUAUGAAGUAUUUGAAAAUCGUGAAAAAAUGGUUUUAGUCAUGGAAUUUGCCGCUGGCGGUGAACUUUAUGAUUAUCUAUCCGAAAGAAAGGUGCUAAGUGAGGAUGAAGCGCGGCGUAUAUUUCGUCAGGUUGCUACCGCUGUUUAUUACUGUCACAAACACAAAAUCUGUCAUCGUGAUUUAAAACUUGAAAACAUUCUCUUAGAUGAGCAUGGCAAUGCUAAAAUUGCAGAUUUUGGUCUUUCAAAUGUUUUUGAUGAUCAGCGACUUUUAGCAACAUUUUGUGGUUCUCCAUUAUAUGCUUCACCUGAAAUUGUUGAAGGUACUCCUUAUCAGGGGCCAGAAGUUGACUGCUGGUCACUUGGUGUGCUCCUUUACACUCUAGUCUAUGGUUCAAUGCCAUUUGAUGGCUCUAAUUUUAAAAGACUGGUUAAACAAAUUAGCCAAGGCGAUUAUUAUGAACCGAAAAAGCCAUCAAGUGCCUCUACGCUUAUACGUGAUAUGUUAACUGUUUGCCCACGCAAACGUGCAACUAUUGAACAAAUAUGUUCACAUUGGUGGGUAAAUCAAAGUGAUAAUGUAUCAUGUUUAGAUUUAGCUGAGGACUUGGCGAAUCAAACUCCAGUUCGUUUAGAUGUUUUACUUUCUUUAACACCAGCUGCUGUUACAGCUGAACAAUUGGUUGUGCCAUCCGCCGAUGGUAAUUCAGCGGGCAAAGGUAAUGAACGUGUUCCCAGAAGUCAUUCUGUGGGUUCAAUACGUGAUAUGGGCGCUAAUACGGAAGCUGAACGAAGAAUAUUAGACAUGGUUGCUGCUGGCGGCGAAGCUGCACUCAUGCCAUCUCCUACACGCACAAUAACACCUGCUCAAAGUCCUGUACAAACAAAACGUAAACUUGAAACCACAAUCUCUAUGGAGAAUGCAUCGGCUGCAUUAAAGAAAAAAGAAAAACCUGGUAGUGUAUCAUCAAUUGCUGCCGCGGCAGCUGGAACUCUUAACUCGGAAACACCGAUGGAAACUGAUGAACAACAAAUUGAGAAUACUGAAGAGACCUUACCACCGACUGUGAAAACGACACCUUCAAAAACAUUUUCUCAAAAAGAUAUGGAAGCAGUAGGUAAUAUGGUGGAACAGUUAAUACAAAAUGAUGAACCUCAUAGCACAACAGUACCUGCUACUGAUUUUGUUCCAAAUCCCUCACCGGUAGUAUCACGUCAAAGAACUGUAGGAAAAUUAGAUGCUGUUAAAGAAGCACCAGAAGAAAAAGAUGCUACAAAAGUUAUUAAAAAAUUCGUCAAUAAGCACAAAACAGCUGAUUUGGUUAAUGCGAUAGGUCAAAUGUCCGCUGAUAAGACAAGUAAUGAACAGCCCGCAAAAAUUACUAAACCAACUGUACCCACCACUGUCCCACCAUUUGUACGUAAAUGUAGUUUACAGGAUGAAUCACCAUUAAAUAAAUUCAACGAACGACGGAAAUCACGUAUUUUGGAAACAGCAGAAAAGUUUCAACAAAUGAAUGCUGGCAAUGCUGGUGAUAAGCCCAAAAAACUUGUUAUACCCGGUGUCAGUGUUGGUAGUUAUAAAAAGGAAUUCGAAAGAAAGGCAUUGAAUCCUCCACAACAAACAGAAGGUCCUACAGCUGGAGAAAGGCGUGCUUUAGAACAAGUAGCUGCAGCCGCAGCAGCUGCUCAAGAAUUAGAAAGUACAGCUGAUAAAACAGAGAAUGAAAUGUCAUCUACAGUAGAAACAAGUGACUCUAAAAAUUCUGUGUCAUCAUUGUUAUUGGAUGAUGCACGUCGUUCAAUGGAAAAUUCGAUUGCAUUAUUGCGUCAAGCGCAAAACGAAUCUACAAAAGAGGUUGAUCAAAUAUGUGCCAAAACGGAAAAGAUCGGUGUCAAUGAUAUCCCAACAGAUCAUGUAGCAGCCGAAAGAGAACGUAAACUUAAAAAUGCUCGUGCCAUAAUAGGAAAUGCUAUACAGCCAGUAUAA